Messenger RNA from Exserohilum turcica Et28A, 1272 nucleotides. RefSeq lists its product as uncharacterized. Bases 1 to 1272 code for a protein of 423 amino acids. Gene Ontology annotation, molecular function: protein dimerization activity. The transcript has 2 exons. NCBI's taxonomy places the organism in Eukaryota, Fungi, Ascomycota, Dothideomycetes, Pleosporales, Pleosporaceae. The record is from RefSeq and is a predicted model, not a curated record.
AUGCCUCGCCCAAACCUCCCCCCGACCCCACAGCCGUCGACGGACAUCACAGGCAAGAAUGCCGCCAAUGCCCCUCAAUUGGAGACGAGCUUCAACCUACCGCCUGCAGCCCUGGGCAGCAGAGGAAGUGUCGCCAGCUCGUCAGGCCCCUCGGAAAAUGCCUCCGACUCCUCAUACACACCGCCGUCUCCAGCGUCCCCGGUAGCGACGUCCAAGGCUGGCCAUUCGCGCAAGCGUUCUGCCACUGUCCAACAGGGUGUCGUGACCAAAGACGACUACUCCCUCCCCCCGCCGCCUACUCGGUCGCGGAAAAUCAUCCAGAUGAAGCCAAAGGACGCGCAGGACCCACCCAAGCCUUCGUCGCAAACACACAAUGCAAAGGCCACACCCGCAACUGCCGUGGGUGGUAAGAAGAAGCAGGCGGGCAGUACCACUGCGGCGGGUCGCAAAAUUGCAAGGAAGACGGCGCAUAGUUUGAUUGAGCGAAGGCGACGAUCCAAAAUGAACGAGGAGUUUGGUGUGUUGAAAGACAUGAUCCCAGCUUGCCGCGGCCAAGAAAUGCAUAAGCUCGCGAUCCUGCAGGCGUCCAUUGAGUACAUGCGCUACCUGGAGCAGUGUGUCGCUGAUCUCAAGGCUGCCAACUCGCGACGCGACUCGCCAUCGUCAACUACGUCCGAACUGCCACCGCCGCCCACAAGACACAUGCGCGACAAUGAGGAGGAUGACAGAGAGCAAGAUGAAGAUAUGGAGGACGCUGUAUCGCCGACAUAUGUGGAGCCGGUCUCAUCCCAGUCCCGAUUCUCUUUUGCAACUGUUUCCCCUGCCAUCUACCCGUCAGAUCGAAGUGCAUAUACCCACUCCACAACGACGUCCCCAGCCAUUAUGCCCCACGACCAUAACGGGCAGUACUCGGCAAACCCCUCCCCCGCGUUGCGCCCAUCCGACCCACAUCAUUACUCGCUUGCCGCAACAUCAUGUCGCUCCACAGUGACAUCCCCAUCAAUCCACCCCUCGCCCGCCUUCAGUGCUCAUACGCCAUCAGCGACCUAUUUCAGUAAUCCGUUCCAUAAUGGACCUGUCAGCACAGCAGCAGUGGUUGCACCGGGUUCGUCACACGGAUCUGUACACUUUUCCCUCACAUCGCCAGCCCUUAAGCCGCAAGCCGAUCGCGAAGACCAGGAGGCUACCGAGGCCUUGAUGAUGCUGAAUACGGACCGCCGAAGUUGGAGCGGUGGCAGGGGUAUGAGUGUGAAGGACCUUCUCAGUGGAUAG